UGCCAGAACCGUGUUCCUGGUCAUCCAAUCUAUAAAGUCGGGCACAAUUUAACUGGUUUUAACAACAUUUUAGAAGGUGGGAUAGUCCCUUUAACUUGAAAUUGACUCUCUUGACAGAUGAAAGAUCUCCACCACGAUCAUCUGGUGCGGUUCAUCGGUAUGAGCAUCGAGUCGCCGCACCAGGCCAUCUUUACCGAGUACUGCCCCAAAGGCAGUCUGCAAGACAUCCUGGAGAACGAGCAGAUCAAGCUGGACUGGAUGUUCCGCUACAGUUUGAUGCAUGACAUUGUCAAGGGCAUGGCGUACCUGCACAGCAGUGAGAUCCGGGUCCACUCCAAACUCAAAUCGUCCAACUGCGUGGUCGACAGUCGAUUCGUGCUGAAAAUAACCGACUUUGGUCUGCAUCAGCUCGACACGGACGACGAAAACCAAAACCUCGACUCGUAUGUGUAUUGGAAACGACGAUUAUGGACGGCUCCUGAGCUCCUGCGAACCGCGCAGCCCAUGGGCCACAUCCGCGGCACGCAGAAGGGAGACGUCUACUCAUUCGCCAUCAUCGUUCAGGAGAUCAUCAUGCGCAUGGGACCGUUCUUUGUGCACAACGAGAUAUCGCCAAAAGAGAUCGUCGAGAACGUGCGGAACGGCCAGAAGCCGCCGUUCCGGCCGGCCAUCGACGACGACAUGGCCGACGAGGAGGUACUGCAGAUGAUGCGACGCUGCUGGUCGGAGGACCCCGUCGACCGUCCCGACUUCCACGCGCUCAAAGGCAUCAUCCGGCGACUGAACAAAGACAAUGAAAGCGGGAACAUUCUGGAUAACCUGCUCUCCCGGAUGGAACAGUACGCCAACAACCUGGAGGCCCUGGUGGAGGAGCGCACUGCGGACUACCUCGACGAGAAGAGAAAAUGCGAAGAGCUUCUCUACCAGCUGCUGCCAAAGUCGGUGGCCAGUCAGCUGAUUGCCGGGAAGUCGGUGGUGGCGGAACACUACGACAGCGUCACCAUCUACUUCAGCGACAUCGUGGGCUUCACGGCCAUCUCGGCAGAGUCGACCCCGAUGCAGGUGGUAGAUCUUCUAAACGACCUGUACACUUGUUUCGACUCAAUCAUAGAAAGCUAUGACGUCUACAAGGUUGAGACGAUCGGCGACGCCUACAUGGUGGUCUCGGGUCUGCCGGUGCGAAACGGCAUCAAGCACGCCGGAGAGAUUGCCGGCAUGUCCUUGGCCAUGCUGGAGGCAGUGCAGAGCUUCAAGAUCCGACACCGGCCCGGACAGCAGCUCAAGCUGCGCAUCGGUCUACACACGGGUCCCGUGGUGGCCGGUGUGGUAGGCCUCAAAAUGCCUCGCUACUGCCUCUUCGGGGACACCGUCAACACUUCAUCACGGAUGGAAUCCAACGGACUGCCACUGCGGAUACACGUGAGCUCCACCACCAAGGAGGCGCUCGACAAACUCGGCAUGUUCCAGCUGGACCUUCGCGGCGAGGUUGAAAUGAAGGGUAAGGGCAAGAUGGUCACCUACUGGCUCCGACACAAGGAACCCACAGCCACCGACUUGAUUGAUAUUGACGGCGUGGAUCUACGAGAAACAAAGGUGUGACACUCGCGCCGUGAGACGGCGGUGUGAUUCUCGCGUCGACAGACUCCGUGAGCGAGAGGGCACCGCGUGCCGCCGAGGGCACGUGCCGACAUGUUGGCACACGUCUAACCUGAUCUGGGGGCGCCCGGCGGACGGGCGAGCGUCCGGCGGAGUUAUGUGCGAGUCUGCGUGACCUGAUGCUGUCUUCGGCUCACUCCGGUGCGCUCUGUAGUUUCACAUCGUGAUCGAUUCUCAGUGCGACUGUGCGACGCCGCGCCCCCUUCACGCAAUGUUUCGAGACGCCUGGGAGGCACCUAGGGCGAAUGAUAUGAUGUGUUGCUCUCUUGUUGACGAUUCAUACCUUUAGCGUGUGUUGACUGGCUCGGCGUGUGUGACCGUUGUUUCGUUCAGCUGCGCCGCGGCGCAUCUGAGCGCUCCUUCCGAUGUGAUUCUCGUGACAGCUCGCUGGUCGCGGGUGCUGUCUGCGUCGUUAUUGUUCGCUGUUCAAGGGCCGGUUACCGGCAACACAGAACCAUUGUCACGCGCACAGAGACGCGGGCGAGCGUCUCGAGAGUGACGGACGGAGCUUCUGAAGCGGGUACCUAACCGAACAGGCGGCGGAGAGCGCGCGACUGUUGAAACUCCAGCCCGGCCGUCGGUGUCUGUGACGGGCCCUCGCUGUGCGUGACGGAAAUGUGACACUUGGUGAUGACGUCACGUGACGUGUCGUGACGCAGGUGAUGACGUCACGUGACGUGUCGUGACGCUGGUGAUGUGUUGCGCAGUGACGUCAUACGGCGUGGUGUGAUGUCCGCAGAGCGCGGCGGACGUCACAGGGUAACGCGCGCGUGUGUGAGAGCGAGCGAGUGCCAACUCACUGUGAGAGAAAACUGUCUGUCAUCAGUGUCUGGUUGAUAUGGGCACAAAGCAAGGCGCUGGAGUUUGUUUUAUACAUGGAGGUAGAUAAAUAUACAUACCUUGUCUUA
This is a messenger RNA of Amphibalanus amphitrite, 2564 nucleotides long. RefSeq names its product atrial natriuretic peptide receptor 2-like. Gene Ontology annotation, molecular function: guanylate cyclase activity; peptide receptor activity; ATP binding. Gene Ontology annotation, biological process: cGMP biosynthetic process; protein phosphorylation; receptor guanylyl cyclase signaling pathway. The coding region runs from base 118 to 1599 and encodes 493 amino acids. The record is from RefSeq and is a predicted model, not a curated record. NCBI's taxonomy places the organism in Eukaryota, Metazoa, Arthropoda, Thecostraca, Balanomorpha, Balanidae. The transcript has 11 exons.